AUAUAACUUUUUAUUUGUCCGAACUGAAGGAAAUGAACAUGUCAGUUUAUCUCAGAUAAAUCAAAGGAAACACGGUUUUGAUAGCAUGUUUUAUCGUAUGAUAAAAUCGUUAAAAUAUUUUCAUUAGGAAUAGCGUCUUUUAAAAGAAAUUAACUGGUCUGUGUAAAAAAAAAAGAACCAAAAAAAAACCAGAGAUGGUGUUCGGAAGAAGAGAAGCUGCUGAAAAGGCACGGAAAAGAUGGGACAAACUGAAACGUUUUGUACAAACUGGUGCUUACUUAGACGAUUGGAGUGCUCCACAAUCCUUAAUGACAGUUGCGAAUGCAAUUCGUCGAAUGAACUCUAGAGAAAAGACAAUGUUAUCUGUUGGAUUCGAAACAUCUCGAAGUAAUAAAAUUUUAGAUACUCCACGAAGCUGUGAAUCAUCAGAAAAUAAAAUCAUAGAACAUUUACAACGCGAAUUGACAAAAAGGGACAUUUCUCUUUCAUCCAAAUCAGUAUCACGACCUAUCCUUAUGUCUUCAAAGCACAGACCAUUAAAUACUUCAGAUUUAUUACGCGAGACUACUGGUACCGAGUUUGAAUAUGACGAAGGCGAAGAAGUAAAAUUAGCAGAUUUGAAGUCAGUGACGAGAGAAAAAAGACGAUUAGUUAAAACUGAAGACAUUUAUUAUGCUGCAUGCUCUUUAUGUAGAGUGUCGCCAGUAUCAAACUUUUUAAAACAAUGUUCAACGUUCAAAGCAGAUCUCAAAAACAGUUUCCUGUCAGCUAGAGAUGUUAAAGCACUAUCUAUAUCAUUAGUUCGAGAUAAUAGAAUUUGUUCAUUAGAUGUGUCAGGAAAUGAAAUUGGUGCUAUUGGUGUUAUGUAUGUCGCUGAAAUGAUGGUCGAAAAUAACACAAUUGUUGAACUGAAUUUGAGUGGUACUAUACCAGGAAAAGAAGGGCUAGAGGCUUUAGCCGAUCUAAUUAAAAACAAUAAAACUUUACGAAUAUUACGCUUGGAAGAUAAUAAAAUAGAACACACAGAGAUGGAACAUAUCAUAAGUAUAAUAGAAAAUGUACCUACUUUAGAGGAAAUACACCUUGGACAUAACUCGUUAGGAUUUGAAGGAGGAAAUAUGUUGGCUAAAUUAAUUGCUACAAAUACAACGUUAAAAGUAUUAGAUUUACAGUGGAAUCAGAUUCGAAAAGACACAGCUAAAUCAAUAUGUAAAGCUCUUGCGGACAACCAAACAUUGUGGAGUUUGAAUUUGUCAUGGAAUGGUUUAGGGAAAGAAGGAUGUAUAGAGCUAGCACAAUCUUUAAAGAAAAAUACCAAAUUAGCGGAUCUGAACGUUUCCAGUAACCGAAUUGACAUGACGUCUUUACGUUUUCUGCUCCAUGGACUAGUGCAAAAUAAGGGAAUUCGAUAUUUUCAGAUGGGAAGAAACCCUAUCACAACAGAGGGGGCCAAAGCUGUUAUAAAAGCCAUUCAGAUGUCUAAACACUCACGACUAGAAAGCAUUCAGUUGGAGGAUAUAUCUAUUGACGACCAGUUCCUGGAAUUGAUGAAAGAGCUAAAGGAAUCAAAAUCUAUACGGGUAACUCAUGGAGAAAGAAUUGCUGGUGGUAAUGCUGUUACAGAAAAGGACCACGACCCUCAUGAUUUGAACCGAUUUGAUCCAGUAAUGGUGCUAGUGGAAUACAUGCGCAUUGACAAUUUAAGAUUAAUAGACUUUUUCCAAUAUCUGGAUUCGAGCAGUCGGGAAAAAUUGAGUAAAGGCAAUUUUCGGGAUGGAGUAGCGACUUUAGGAAUCCCACUGACAGAACAUCAUUUGGAUAUUGUUAUGCAAAAGAUAGAUCUGAAGAAAGACGGAUAUGUUGAUCUUGAGGAGUUCAUGACAGUCCAUAGAGAAGUGUCCAGACAAAUAACACAACGUACAACUAGAGCAAAAUCGAAGAAAAAAGAAGAUGAAGGCCUUGUAGGUCUUAGAAAAAUUCUGAGAGAAAUCAUCGAGAAACGCAAUAAAACAAACAAGGAAAAGGCAAAGAUAAAGCUUUCCCUUGCAGCUGCAACUAGAAUGUUGACGAGUCCUCGACGCUUUUCAGUGGCAGGAACUCACCGUAUCGAAGCAGAUUCGAGUAAUGCGAACACAAGACCAACAUCAUCUGCUUCAAUCAGGGUACAUACACCUAUCAGUGAAACUCCGAGGGAUAAAUCUACGCCAUCAAGGAGUACGAAUGCAAGAAGGCCAACCACUUCAAGAAGAGGUUCUUUUUAUAGGCCAGUUUUAAAUGUGCGUAAGAGACCAUCGUCAUCACUGAACAAAAAUGUUACAUUUUCGGAACGAAAUCCUUCAGCAAAUAUAACUAAAGAAGUUCCUGUUGCAUAGUGAAAAAUAUAACGCACUGCUAUAAUUUGUAUAAUAUAUUGAAUAUCAAAGAAAAAAACCCGAAGAAAUAAUUUUAUAUUAAAAUGGUAGAGAAGUACAUUUUCAUCUACCAAAAAAAUACAAA
This is a messenger RNA of Mytilus californianus (California mussel), 2496 nucleotides long. Its product is annotated as leucine-rich repeat-containing protein 74B-like. The transcript has 15 exons. The record is from RefSeq and is a predicted model, not a curated record. Lineage: Eukaryota; Metazoa; Mollusca; Bivalvia; Mytilida; Mytilidae. Gene Ontology annotation, molecular function: protein binding; calcium ion binding. The coding region runs from base 195 to 2372 and encodes 725 amino acids.